This is a messenger RNA of Styela clava, 604 nucleotides long. RefSeq names its product signal peptidase complex subunit 1-like. The record is from RefSeq and is a predicted model, not a curated record. NCBI's taxonomy places the organism in Eukaryota, Metazoa, Chordata, Ascidiacea, Stolidobranchia, Styelidae. Gene Ontology annotation, biological process: protein targeting to ER. Gene Ontology annotation, cellular component: signal peptidase complex; membrane.
CAGUAGUGCGCCCAAAUAUAUACGGUAUGAUACGCCGUGUUUACUCUUAUUCUUUUUUAAAUCAUUUUCAGUCCGUAUUUGUGAAUUAGAUUAGAAAUAACAUUCAAAAUGGGAUUAUUCGACAGCAUUCCGACACAUAUGGAUUAUCAAGGACAAAAACUGUCCGAACAACUGUUCCAGGUUCUUGCAGUGACAUUUGGAGUCAUCGGGUUUAUUGUGGGAUACAUGUUUCAACAGAUGUCCUAUAUGAUGUACAUACUGGCAGCUGGAUGUGCCCUGGGAUGUUUGUUAACAUUGCCACCUUGGCCCAUGUAUAGGAGAAAUCCGAUCAAGUGGCAGAAGCCUCAACCAGAGAUGGAAUCUUCACAAUCCCAACAACAACAACAAAAGGGAAGCAAGAAGAAGCAAAAAUAAAAAUAUCAGACUCAAAGAACUUCAUUGCCAUUUGGGCACGAGAAAAGAAGAAUUUUCGUCUACUUUACAUAGAACAGGAAAUGGAAUAUUAUAUGCUAAUGAAUGUGAAGUCCAGAUUUAUGCAGUGACUGCUUUAUUUUAUUGUGUCUUAUAUUAUAUAUAAGUCUUCUUGCCGGAUGGUGCAACUGUA